Gaeumannomyces tritici R3-111a-1 is the source of this 1059-nucleotide messenger RNA. RefSeq lists its product as hypothetical. The transcript is spliced from 3 exons. Gene Ontology annotation, cellular component: endoplasmic reticulum. The record is from RefSeq and is a predicted model, not a curated record. Gene Ontology annotation, biological process: protein folding; response to endoplasmic reticulum stress. NCBI's taxonomy places the organism in Eukaryota, Fungi, Ascomycota, Sordariomycetes, Magnaporthales, Magnaporthaceae. Bases 1 to 1059 code for a protein of 352 amino acids. Gene Ontology annotation, molecular function: protein disulfide isomerase activity.
AUGAAGCUUCCCACGUCCUUGUGCCUUGUCGCGAGCCUGGGAGCGGGCUCGGUGCUUGGCUGGAAUCACGUCACCGAGGCGAGCUUCCGGAAAGCCCUGCGCUCCAACGAGUACACCCUGGUAGCUUCUCUGGAGCCGGAAUGGACCUCGAUCCAAGAGACAGAACGAGAUAACAACGUCGUCAGUCUUGACUGCGGCGCCAAGCGCAAGCUAUGCGACGAGUUCCACGUCAUCUCAUACCCGGCCAUACGCCUUUACCACCAGGAUGGGAGGAUGGACCGGUAUAGGGGGCCGCGUAGAGCCAAGGAGAUCGUCCCCUUCCUCCGCCGUGCCCUCCGCCCGACUGUGUCCCGGCUCGACGACAAAAACAUAACGUCCUUCAUCGGCGUCGACGACGUCGUGCUGGUCGCCCAGCUGCAGCCGCAGGACCGCGUCCUGGAACAGGCCUUCGUCUCGCUGGCGGGCCGCUUCCGGGACCGGUACUCGUUCGCCGUCGGCCCGCCGCCCGAGCACGCGCGCUCGUCGUCGGUCGGGUGCUUCAACAACCGCGAGGGCGAGCAGCGGUCGUCGGCCGAGUUCGACGCCGUCGGGUCGCUCGAGCGCUUCGUGACCCUGUGCGCCAAGCCCACGAUCGUCGAGCUGACGAGGCGCAACGAGAUGGAGAACAUGCAGCUGGGCAAAAGCCUGGUGCACUACUUUGUCGCGUCCGACGCCGACCGCGAGGCGUACCUGGCCGAGAUGCGCCCGCUCGCGCAGAGGUACCGCGAGUACCUCCAGUUCACCACCAUCGACGUCGGCGAGUACCCGGAGAUGCUGGCGCCGCUGGGGCAGGCCCCGGGGGUGAGCAAGGGGCUGUCUGUCUUCAACCCCAGCAAUGGGGAUGUGUUCCCGUACAGUGGCGGGCAGGCGCUUUCUGCCGCGGUGGUCGAGGCGUUUCUGAUGGACAUCAUCAGCGGGAAGGUCCAGGCGCUCGGGAAGGGCGGCCAAGGCAGCCAGAAUGCCGAUGCUUCUGCGGGAGCUGCUGCACCUGGGGGCGGCGCGGGCCACGAUGAGCUGUAG